AUGAGAGCCAUAAGAGUCAAGGAAUCACCAUUAUUCAAAGUGACAAAGUUCAAUGACAUUGACAUUUGCUCACUAGACUAUCUCAAUGGAAGUCAUAGGCAAGCAUCAGCGAAGGUGAUUGGGGAUUGCAUUAAAGGAAAAUAUGAUGGUGUGGGGAGGUCUUAUAGGCCGAAAGACAUAAUACAAAAUGUGCGGAUAGAAUUUGGUGUCAAUAUUACCUACGAUAAAGCAUGGAGGUCUAGGGAGCAUGCUUUAGAAUCAAUACAAGGAUCUCCAGAGUUAUCUUUUGCCUAUCUUCCAUACUAUUGUGCGGAGCUAGAGAAGAACAACCCCGGAACUAUCACUCAUAUAGAGUCAGACAAGAACAUAUCUUCGAUGAGACGUGUCAUCGCUAUUGACGGUACCUAUCUAAAGGGAAAGUAUCUAGGCACGCUUUUUAUUGCAUCUGCUUUGGAUGGUAACAAUCACAUUUAUCCUAUUGCUUUUGGUGUUGGAGAUUCGAAGAAUAACAAAUCUUGGAUAUGGUUCUUCGAGAAAUUACGACAGCUAAUCUCACUUGAUGACUUCUUUGAAUUGGCUAUAAUUUCAGAUAGGCAUCAGAGUAUUGAAAGGGCAUCGGCCUUAGUUUUUCCAGAAUCAUACCAUGAUCACUGCAUGUUCCACAUCAAACAGAACAUGAAGGCAAAGAAAUUCGACCCUACAAUGUUUCCAAUUUAUUUCAAGGCAUCGAAGGCAUAUCCUGUUUUCGAAUUUGAGGUCCUAAUGACACAGUUGAGCUUAAUUGAUCCCCGUGCACAGAGUUAUCUACUUGAGAUAUGGUUUUAUGAGCGACAUACCGAAGCAACAUCUGUGAAUUCUAUACUCUGCAAGGAGGUAGACAAAUAUCUACGGAAGCGGAUUGAUAGGUCUCGUAGGAUGGAUGUUACACCAAUAUCACAUAUUGAGUAUUACGUUCGUGAUGGAUGCGGUAAUGGUGAGGUUAACUUGCACAAUAGAACACGUUCUUGCAAAAAGUUUGAUUUGCAACAACUUUUAUGUGUACAUGCAUUGACUGUUUGUGCCAAUAGAGAAAUCGCGGUACAUUCUUUGUGCUCAAGAUAUUAUACCAAUGAAACUAUUUUGGUAGCUUAUGCUGAACCUAUAGAUAUAGUUGGUAUUGAGCACCAACACGUUGAAAACGAUAUAAGAGUAUUAUUACCCUCUAAAGCGAAAAGACCAGGUGGUAGGCCUAAACAGCAAAGAAUACCUUCCCAAGGUGAAACUAUGAUUAUCAGACACUGUGGUCGAUGUAAGAAAAGUGGUCAUAAUCGUCAAACUUGUAAGGAACCAAUAGCGUUGCAUCCAAGAACUGAAUGA
Tripterygium wilfordii is the source of this 1356-nucleotide messenger RNA. RefSeq lists its product as uncharacterized. The coding region runs from base 1 to 1356 and encodes 451 amino acids. Gene Ontology annotation, molecular function: zinc ion binding. NCBI's taxonomy places the organism in Eukaryota, Viridiplantae, Streptophyta, Magnoliopsida, Celastrales, Celastraceae. The transcript is spliced from 3 exons. The record is from RefSeq and is a predicted model, not a curated record.